AUGGAGAACCAAACAGAGGUGAGAGAAUUCAUCUUGGUGGGUCUGACCAAUCUCCUGGAGCUUCAGAAUACACUCUUUGUACUCUUCCUGCUAUUGUAUUUGACCAGCCUAGUGGGAAAUGCUGCUAUUGUGGUUGUAGCAAUAGCUGAGCCACAACUUCACACUCCCAUGUACUUUUUCCUUGGAAAUCUUUCAUGCCUUGACAUAUUCUAUUCCACAGUAACCGUUCCAAAGAUGCUAGCUGGUUUUCUAUCAGAGCUGCAAACCAUUUCCUUCAGUAGUUGUAUGGCCCAGCUCCACUUUUUCCACUUCUUGGGCAGCAGUGAAGUCAUCCUUCUUGGGGUCAUGGCAUAUGACCGCUACGUUGCUAUAUGCAACCCAUUGCGUUAUACUAUCAUCAUGAGAAAGCAGGUUUGCCUGGUGUUAGCAACAGCCACUUGGUCUACUGGGUUUUUUCAUGCCCUGAUGCACGCAGUGGCGACUGCCCGUCUCCCUUUCUGUGGACCAAACCACAUUGAACAUUUUUUCUGCGACAUCAAGCCGUUGCUGAAAUUGGCCUGUGGCAGCACCCAACUCAACCUCAUUCUCCUCAAUACUGUCACCAGCUGCAUUGCCAUGGGUCCCUUCAUUAUCACACUCCUUUCCUACCUCUACAUUAUCAUGUUCCUUCUCUUCAAGGUGAAGUCACGAAGUAGUCAACAAAAAGCCUUCUCCACUUGUGGAUCCCACCUGAUGGUGGUGGCUUUGCUCUAUGUGCCAGUGUUGUUUAACUACAUGCUUCCCUCUGUGGGUAAUGCAUCUCAAAGGGACAUGAUGGUAACCCUCAUAUACAGUGCAAUCACCCCAGUUUUGAACCCACUUAUCUAUACACUGAGGAAUCAGGAGGUCAAAGCUGCCUUACAAAAGAUUCUAGGCAGAAAAGUUUCCACUUUCACCUGA
Molecule: messenger RNA, 939 nt
Organism: Elgaria multicarinata webbii
Lineage: Eukaryota; Metazoa; Chordata; Lepidosauria; Squamata; Anguidae
Product: olfactory receptor 12D1-like
Exons: 1
Coding region: 1-939 (312 amino acids)
Biological process (GO): G protein-coupled receptor signaling pathway
Cellular component (GO): membrane
Molecular function (GO): odorant binding; olfactory receptor activity; G protein-coupled receptor activity
Source: RefSeq, a predicted model, not a curated record